AUGCACCAACACGGAAUAGCAAAACCUUUGCUCACCAGACACAUAAAAGCAAAGGACACAGACACAGGAUGGGCGGGAACGCAGACACCCUCGCAAAGGCCUCCUCACCCCAAAGGGCCACCCCGAGGCGCGCCCCCGGGAUCCACGGCUGGUUCCCCGGGGCCCCGCCUGGGGGAGGGGCGGGAAACGCGGAGCCGCUGCUUCCCGGCUGAGGGGCAGCAGCAGCUGAAGAGAAGCGCCGCGGGGGAGGGAGGGACCCAGCCCUCAGCGCCCGCCUGGCCCCAGCCCGGGCCCAGGCCCCCUGCCCCGCCCGCCGCCCACCCUACAGCGCGGCUGCGACUAGAUGAGAGAGGGCGUCUCGCGGAGGGCAGCCCCUGCCUCCGUCCUCGGAGAUGCCCCAGCCCCGCCUCCUCGCCCGCCGCCCAGGCCCGGCCGCCCGGGCGGCGGGCACUUACCUCAGGCUGCGCAGGCCGGGACGGCCCGGCCGAGCCCCCGGCCGCUGCGUGCGUCUCCGCCCCCCGGGAAAGGUCCCAACGGUGCCUAGUGCGAGCGGUCGAGGCCCCGAGCAGCGCCGAGAGCGGCGGCGGCAGCAGGAGCAGCCAACAUCCGGGGCCGCGCACCCGGAACUACUUCCCGACCCACAUCCCCCUCCCGCCCUCGCGCCACCUCCUCCUGCGACGUCGCAGCGCCGCCGGCCCGGCGUCGGCGGCGUCAAGUCCCUGCGCGUCCUCGGCCGCUUCGACGCACGCGGGAUCCCUCCGCUGGGACAAGUAGUGCCCUGAGACUCCCGGGGCCUCGGCUCAGCGAGUGUCAUCUGGUGGCCCGCAGUUCCAAGCGACUUGGGGUCCUUGUGCCUCGGAGUGGCGUCUGGGGAGCAAGGGCAGCGGAAGCAACCCCGCAGUUGAGGACAGUAGGGAUCGGUGGCUUUGGACCCUGCCCGCGGAGACCUGGGGCCCCAUGCUCCGAAGAAAUGGUGCCUCCUGUCCUCCCCCGCCCCCCAACCUCCGCCACCUCACCGAAGCGCCCGGCACUUUAGCCUCCUCUCCAGGAAACCGGACGCCUUUUCUGGCACACCGUGGAUUCCGGGACCCCCAACAAAGGCGCCUUGGACCUUCAGGACACCCCUCCUUUCAGAACUUCUUGAGCCCCAGGUGCUAUUCUCAUGUCUGCGGAGGCCUUUCCCGUGCCUGGUCUUACUUUCUUUCUUAAAGGAGUUGGAACUCUAAAGGCCCUUCUGACUCUCAAGAUCCAGCCGAAGAACCCACUAGGAGCUAGAAGGAGGAUUGGAUGUGAUCUAUGGCUCCCCUAAUCAUUGGAAAGACUCAGUGAAGACUGAAGACUGAGUUGCUACAAAAAAAAAAAAAAAAAAAAAAGAG
Chlorocebus sabaeus (green monkey) is the source of this 1376-nucleotide messenger RNA. The record is from RefSeq and is a predicted model, not a curated record. Lineage: Eukaryota; Metazoa; Chordata; Mammalia; Primates; Cercopithecidae.